This is a messenger RNA of Prosopis cineraria, 343 nucleotides long. RefSeq lists its product as uncharacterized. The transcript has 2 exons. Lineage: Eukaryota; Viridiplantae; Streptophyta; Magnoliopsida; Fabales; Fabaceae. The coding region runs from base 3 to 314 and encodes 103 amino acids. The record is from RefSeq and is a predicted model, not a curated record.
UGAUGGAUGUGGGACGGAGAGGAGUGUGCGAUUCAAAUGAUUUUGAAAAAGAAGGGUUAGUAGACAGCAAAGACAGAAACGGGAAUCGGAGAUGGAAGGAGAAGACAGUACAGAGCUCCAACCCCUCCCGCGGUUUCUGCGUGGCUUUGAACCCACGUUGGUCUCUUUCAUACAGUCACCCCCAGAAGUCAAUGAUAUCCAAUAUUUUGUCGCUGGCAGCCAGCACUAAUACUGAACUUCAUAUGGGAAAUUUAGCAAGGAAGGUAGGAGAGGAAGAACACAGUGGCAGUGGAGGUGGCGCUAUAGAAGAUUAGAAGUAGAUUGGGAUCAGAAUCUUUAGCGG